Dunckerocampus dactyliophorus (ringed pipefish) is the source of this 6000-nucleotide messenger RNA. It is a transcript of the gene taf5, whose product is annotated as TAF5 RNA polymerase II, TATA box binding protein (TBP)-associated factor. The transcript has 11 exons. Gene Ontology annotation, cellular component: transcription factor TFIID complex. The record is from RefSeq and is a predicted model, not a curated record. Gene Ontology annotation, molecular function: protein binding; RNA polymerase II general transcription initiation factor activity. Bases 3328 to 5571 code for a protein of 747 amino acids. Gene Ontology annotation, biological process: transcription initiation at RNA polymerase II promoter. NCBI's taxonomy places the organism in Eukaryota, Metazoa, Chordata, Actinopteri, Syngnathiformes, Syngnathidae.
GUAAAAAUCAGUAUAGUAGAAUGAGGAGCACAUGUUAAGUAGUAUACUGUAGUACAAGUAUAGUACUGUAUGUUUUUCAUUGAUGUUGGCUUUGUUUCAUAUACAGAGCUGCUGGUGUUGAGUGGAGCCACACCCUGCGCCUCCUAAUAGAGACAGCAAGGAGGAAAGAAAGACACGCGCACACACACACGUACACACACACAUGGUGAAGUCACCACUGAGGUGUGAAAGGAGGGUACGAUAUGCGUCUUUCACCUCCUCCUUACCCAUUUCAUUAUUUUCACAUAGAGCAGCAUAAAAAUGAAUAAGAUCACAUGAGAUACUUUACAUUUUAAACGUACAUUUUACAUUACCUUUUAUCUAAGAAAAACUAAUGUGCCUAAAAUGCCCUAAUUUUAUGUACCUACAAUAGGGGUGCAGUGUCAUAUCAUAUUUUGUAUUGUUAAACUGGAAAAUCAUUGCAAUGCACGACAGUGGGUUAGAUUUUUAGAGGUAUUGUACCUUUUAUUGAUUUGUUUUGUUUUUAAUGUGCUACAGCAGAUCUGGGAAGCUGGUGCAUUGAAAAAGCUCUCAUCCCUCAGUGCACAUGCAGGACAUGCUACUGUGUUAAGAAGUCACAUAUGCAGUAUUUUUAUACUAUAUGAAAGGAAGACUUAGAAACACUACAUUAAGUUAACUGCCUUCUCUAAUUCCUAUGCAUUGAAGAUGAUGUGCCAUUGCCAGCACUUGAUUGUAUUUCAUGAACUACAUACCUUUUGCUCGACAUGAGAUGAGAAACACUGAGUCUCCACACGUGACCACGCCCUGAAAGGCUGAUGUGAACACCAGUGUCUCCCACAGCCACCAAACAACCCCCAUCUGAGAAAAGCCCCUGCAAUGUUAUACAAUGUCUUUCUGCUUGCACUGUGAACCCCUCUUUUGUCCAACUACGUUAAAUGAACACUUUAGGUGGUGUGAACGUGCUUUAAAAACAUACAGGAGCUGUUUGUGUUGCAAAACAGGGUAUGUUUAAAUAUACGCGUAGAUGUUUGCAGCCUUCCACCAUUUGAAACACUAUCAAAUGAGUUUGCACGCGUGAUUUCUUGAAAUAUGAUGAAAUAAUAUAGUAAACUCUGAGGAAACGGACAAAGACAAAGAAUGGUGUGUCGUGAAUGAACCUGUGAUGACUUGGCUGCUUCUCACCAGGGCAAUAUUGAUGCUUUCAGGCUGACUAUCUGACAGCAUAUUUCUUUGUCUUUUCUGCAACAUCUUAUUAUAGAAGGUCAUUGUGAUGGGGCUUGAGGGAGGGCGGUGGUGUUGUGUGAGCAAACUGCCCCCACCUGGUAUAAAACGGUACUUUCCAUAAGCAUACCGUGCUACUGCCCUAAAAUGAAAAGUCAAGUAAAAUAUGACCAUGAUUAGUUAUGCAAUCAUUACAUGAGUUCCCCUUUAAAAAAAAAAACUGCUGCUUGUCAUGCUAGUUGGGCUGAUUGCUGCAAUUUCCCUGACUUUUUGUUGUAAUUUCAAGGCAUGAUUUCUUUUGCGCAAGGUGCUAGCUGUCAUUAACGACUUGUAAGAGGAGCGAUCACAUUAUUCAAAUGACUUAUGUCUUCAUUACACACACACAAAUGCAGUCACCGAACACGAGAGUGUUGUGGGUUUGACUUUUGGGGUUGAAUAACAAAUAUUGACUUUUUGCACACAUGUGAUGUACCUAUAUUUUAAAUGUACAGAAUGAUUAUUAUUGUUAGUCUAAUAUAGAAACAUGUACAAAUACUCUGAAGCAGAAAAGUCACAAAACUGAGUUCAUGCCUGAACAACAGUAUGGAAUGUUUUGUUCAUAAGAUAUAGAUCAAAUCUGUCGUUUACUUCACUAAUUCUACAGCAAUCUAAAGCUAUUUGUAAAACUAGGAGAAUACACAUGUGGGAGUUUAAAUAUUAUGUGUGGAGUACCCCAGGGGUCAAUAUUGGGACCAAAACUGUUCAAUUUGUACAUCAAUGACAUUUGUAAAGUAACGAAGGAUUUAAAGCUGGUAUUAUUUACGGAUGAUACCGUUGCCUUUUGUUCUGGGUAAAGCACACAAGAACUAAUUAAAAAGGUCAAGGAUGAAAUGGUCAUAUUAAAGUCAUGGUUUGACAGAAGCAGAUUAUCCUUGAACCUAAGUAAAACUAAAAUAAUGCUAUUUGGAAAUAGCAGAAAGGAGAAGUACGAUCAAAUACAAAUAAACGGAGUGGACAUUGAAAGAGUGAAAGAAAAUACAUAUUUGGGUAUCAUAAUAAACAAAAAAAUGAGUUGGAAAACUCAUAUAAAAAAUAUACAACACAAUGUGGCGAGAAAUACUUCAAUAUUGAACAAAGCAAAAUAUGUUUUAGAUCAAAAAUCACUCCACACUCUUUACUGCUCUUUGGUAUUACCAUAUGUAACGUAUUGUGUGGAGAUAUGGGGCAAUAAUUAUAAAAGCAAUCAUCACACGCUCAAUGUACUGCAAAAAAGAUCGGUGAGGAUAAUUCAUAAUGCCGCGUAGAGAGAACAUACAAACCCUUUAUUUUUAAAAUCACAGAUAUGAAAAUUUACUGAUUUAGUACACUUUCAAACUGCUAAAAUAAUGUAUAAAGCUAAUAAUAAUUUGUUACCCAAAAACCUCAUACAGUAUUUCUCUAUAAGAGAGGAGAAAUAUGAUUUUAGGGGAAAAUCAAAUUUAAAACACUUAUAUGCGAGAACAACGCUGAAAACCCACAGUAUUUCUGUAUGUGGAGUUAAAUUAUGGAUUGGAUUGAGCAAGGAACUCAAAAAAUCAAGCAGAUGAUGUUUGCUAUAUACAAGGCAGAAGAGUCUUGAUCAUUACAAUGAUUGUUCUGUCAUGCUUGUUUUUUAUUAAUUAUUACACUGAUUAUUAUAUGGAAUAAUAUUACAUGGAAUGCAGGAAGUGAAUAAUAUGUACUGUACAAGACGUGGAAUGGAAGGGGGGUAGGAUGAAAUAAACUCUGCUUCUUCCUACUCCUUUGGGACAUGUGGAACUGUGAAAGGAUGAUUCAUGAGAUGUAUUCCAUUGUAACCUUCAUGCAUGUUCAAAUAAACUAAACUAAACUAAACCACAUAUACAAAUUUGAAAACUUAUAAUUACAUAUGCUGUUAUACACAAAAACACAUUUUUCGUACUUUUUCACAUUUGAUUUAAAGAGUUAAAAUCUUGUGCGAUUGAAUUGAAAUGGGUAUUGCACCACGUGACUACCAAAGCGACAUAAAAUAGUGACGUAAUUCAAAGCUAGCCAAUCAGGUGGCUUUAUGUAGAACCACGAGGUCUUGACUUUUUUUGUACUGUUGCACAUGCGCAAUUCAUUUCGAAAAUGGCGGCCGUACAAGGCGGUAUGGCCGACGCUGUUGAAAUAAAGGACAUUAAAACAGAACCACCCAUCGAUGGCAUUGCAAACAACAAUGCGAACGACGGAAAGCUACAUUCUACGUCCCCUGGGCCCGGUGCUUCAGGUGAAAGUAACAAACCAGCGACUGGAGCUCCAGAGGAGCAACAGACGUUGUUGGCUAUUCUGCAAUUCCUUAAAAAGAACCAGCUGUCGGAAUCCGUCGACAUUUUGCGUCGCGAAGCUGGAUUGUCGGAGGAUUUGUUGGAUUUGAAGGCGAGUGAUGUGUCCUCAGGCUCCGGGGGUGCAACGGGAACUGUGGAGGGAGGAGGUCUGGAUACCAACUCUCUUCUAAGUCGUGUGACGUCCUCCGCUGUACCCCAGGCACCAGUCAAAGCCCCCCCUGGAGAGGACCAGCCAGAUGUGAGUGUGGUUCUGUCAGCUUACAGCCAGCAAGGAGACCCAGCUCUCUAUGAGACUUACUACAGCGGCUUGAAAAAGUUUAUAGAAACGGUUUUGGACUGUCACAGAGCAGAACUGUCCCAGGUGUUCUACCCACUGUUUGUACACAUGUACCUGGAACUUGUCUACAACAACCACGAGAAUGAGGCCAAGGCGUUCUAUGAAAAGUUUAGCGGGGAUCAAGAGUGCUAUUAUAAGGAAGACCUACAAGUUUUGUCGGGUUUGACGAAGAAGGAGCACAUGCGAGGCAACGAGACCCUGCUGGACUUUCGCACUAGCAAAUUUGUCCUGCGAAUCUCCCGUGACUCAUACCAGCUGCUCAAGAGGCACCUGCAGGAGCGCCAGAACAACCAGAUUUGGAACAUCAUCCAGGAGCACCUCUACAUUGACAUCUUUGAUGGCAUGCCGCGCAGCAAAAGUCAGAUUGAUGCCAUGUCUGGCAGUCUGGCAGGAGAGGCCAAGAGAGAGGCUAAUAAGGCCAAGGUUUACUAUGGAUUGCUCAAGGAACCAGAAAUUGAACUUCCACUGGAUGACGAGGACGAAGAGGCGGAGAAUGAAGAGGGUAAGCCCAAGAAGAAGAAACCCAAAAAGGACAGCAUGGGCUCCAAGAGCAAGAAGCAGGAUCCCAAUGCCCCUUCACAGACAAGAAUACCUCUUCCAGAAUUAAAAGAUUCUGACAAACUGGACAAGAUAAUGUACAUGAAAGAGGCCACCAAAAGGAUCCGACUUGGACCAGAUAACCUUCCUUCCAUUUGCUUCUACUCUUUUCUCAAUGCGUAUCAGGGUCUAACUGCUGUGGACAUCACGGAUGACUCCAGCUUAAUUGCAGGAGGCUUCGCUGACUCCUCGGUCAGAUUGUGGAGUGUCACUCCGAAAAAGCUGCGCAAAGUCAAGUCAGCAGCAGACUUGAAUCUGAUUGACAAAGAGUCAGAUGACGUACUGGAGAGGAUCAUGGAUGAAAAAACAGCCAGCGAGUCCAAGAUGCUGUAUGGGCACAGUGGUCCUGUGUAUGGUAUCAGUUUCAGCCCAGACAGAAACUACCUCCUGUCCAGCUCUGAAGAUGGCACUGUGAGGCUGUGGAGUCUCCAAACGUUUACAUGCCUUGUGGGCUACAAGGGUCACAACUACCCAGUCUGGGAUACACAGUUUUCUCCACAUGGAUACUAUUUCAUCUCCGGGGGACAUGACCGAGUUGCCCGUCUAUGGGCUACAGAUCACUACCAGCCACUGCGGAUGUUUGCUGGUCACCUGGCAGACAUUACUUGCACCCGCUUCCAUCCCAACUCAAAUUAUGUUGCCACAGGGUCAUCUGACCGCACCAUUCGCCUGUGGGAUGUUCUGACAGGAAACUGUGUUCGCAUCUUUACCGGUCACAAGGGUCCAAUCCAUGCCCUGUCAUUCUCUCCCAAUGGAAAGUUUUUGGCUUCAGGCGCUACUGACGGCCGAGUUCUUCUUUGGGACAUUGGUCAUGGUCUUAUGGUUGGAGAGCUCAAAGGCCACACAGACACCAUCUACUCUCUCAGGUUCAGCAGGGAUGGAGAGAUCCUUGCCUCUGGCUCUAUGGAUAACACAGUUCGUCUGUGGGAUGCCAUGAAAGCAUUUGAUGAUUUGGAGACUGAUGACUUCACAGCAGCCACAGGACACAUUCACCUACAAGACAACUCACAGGAGCUUCUGCUUGGCUGCUACACAACUAAAUCUUCACCAGUCAUACACCUUCACUUCACCCGCAGAAAUCUGCUGUUGGCGGCAGGCGCCUACAACCCAUAAGACUACAGCAUACUAAAUUGAGAAUCAUCUACAAAAGCUUGACAUGAAGCAUUUUAGUGGCUCCUGACAGUAUUGGGCAGCGUGAAAAGACCUCAUGAUAAAUGAUGUUUGCCAACACCUACACUGGACCUAAAUUAAGUUGUCCGAAGACAGUGCCAUUGUAACCGGUGACAAUGAUAGGAAUCAUUUUGUAUUAUAUUCUUUUUAUAGCUAAAUGUGUAAAUUAAAGUGUUUUCUAUGUUUUGGCCAUAAAUGAUCUUUAUUAACACAAGGAAACCAAACAGUUACUUUAUUACAAGUACACCCAGCUGCCUCCUCCGCUCCCAGCAGUCAGACUUGGUCAAAAUGUACAUCUGUGAAGGACAUAUUCAUGAUCGUUAAGCAAUAUACUCUAUAAAUAUGUUGCUACAUUUGGACUAAGUGGAGAGG